UCGCCAGUUUCGCCCCACCGAGGACUCCGUCUCCCGGCGUCCACUCGGGCACUCGACUCUUGGCGCUUGCGCGUUGCCCUCUUCCCCCACCCUCCCCGAUUUCCACUCCCCCCGCCCCACUCGCCUGCCGCGGUCGGGUCCGCGGCCUGCGCUGUAGCGGUCGCCGCGGUUCUUUGGAAGCAGCAGCUCCCCUCCCCCACCCUGGUCCCGGCCCUCGUCCACCCGCUGACGUAAAGAUGAGCAGCUCAGAGGAGGUAUCCUGGAUUUCCUGGUUCUGUGGUCUCCGUGGCAAUGAGUUCUUUUGCGAAGUGGAUGAAGACUACAUCCAGGACAAAUUCAAUCUCACUGGACUCAAUGAGCAGGUGCCUCACUAUCGACAAGCUCUAGACAUGAUCUUGGACCUGGAACCUGAUGAAGAGCUGGAAGACAACCCCAACCAGAGUGACCUGAUUGAGCAGGCAGCUGAGAUGCUUUAUGGAUUGAUCCACGCCCGCUAUAUCCUCACCAACCGUGGCAUCGCCCAGAUGUUGGAAAAAUACCAGCAGGGAGACUUUGGCUACUGUCCCCGUGUGUACUGUGAGAACCAGCCAAUGCUUCCCAUCGGCCUUUCGGACAUCCCAGGUGAGGCCAUGGUGAAGCUCUACUGCCCCAAGUGCAUGGACGUGUACACACCCAAGUCAUCGAGGCACCACCACACGGAUGGCGCCUACUUCGGCACCGGUUUCCCUCACAUGCUCUUCAUGGUGCACCCCGAGUACCGGCCCAAGCGGCCCGCCAACCAGUUUGUGCCCAGGCUCUACGGUUUCAAGAUCCAUCCAAUGGCCUACCAGCUGCAGCUCCAAGCCGCCAGCAACUUCAAGAGCCCAGUCAAGACGAUUCGCUGAUUCCCCACCCCACCUCCCUUGCCUUUGACACCUCCAUUCCUUUGCUGCCACCCUUUCAGGAAUCCCCUGUGGUUUUUAGUUUAAAUUAAAGGAGUCAUUAUUGUGGUGGGAAUAAUGAAAUAAAGUGGAAGAAAAGGCCGUGA
This is a messenger RNA of Diceros bicornis minor, 1027 nucleotides long. It is a transcript of the gene CSNK2B, whose product is annotated as casein kinase 2 beta. Bases 237 to 884 code for a protein of 215 amino acids. The record is from RefSeq and is a predicted model, not a curated record. Gene Ontology annotation, cellular component: cytoplasm; protein kinase CK2 complex. Lineage: Eukaryota; Metazoa; Chordata; Mammalia; Perissodactyla; Rhinocerotidae. The transcript is spliced from 7 exons. Gene Ontology annotation, molecular function: protein kinase regulator activity.